Syzygium oleosum is the source of this 1108-nucleotide messenger RNA. RefSeq names its product protein OXIDATIVE STRESS 3 LIKE 2-like. The record is from RefSeq and is a predicted model, not a curated record. The coding region runs from base 211 to 999 and encodes 262 amino acids. The transcript is spliced from 2 exons. Lineage: Eukaryota; Viridiplantae; Streptophyta; Magnoliopsida; Myrtales; Myrtaceae.
UUAUCCUCAUUCCUUUGUAGUGCGAGUAAAAAAAGAACACCUAAUUUGGAAAUAAAUUAAAACAAUUCAAUCCCGCAAGAGGGCGAUGAUGACAAGUCAUCAGGAUAAAGCCGCAAUGAAUAAAUUUAUAGUCAAGUGCUAUCCGAUGCACGCCCUUUUGUUUAUCCAUAUAAAUAUGUUUCUUGUUGUGCUUUCUUGAUUUGCAUUUACAUGUGCGCUUCUGCUCACCCCCCAGAAGAGGAGGACCCAGAAAUCUUUUUCUUGUUUUCUCCAUUGAUUUGCAAUUUUGCAGAGAUCGGAUUGGAUCAGUCCCUCCUUCUUGUUAUUGUUGUUGUUGUUGUUGUUGUUGUUGUUCAACAGUUCUCUGCAAUCUUGUUCUGUCUUGGUGGGUUCUUGGUGAUGAUCAGGACGAAAAUGGGUGGAGAAAAGCAGAGCUUCGGGGACACGGAGGAUCCGAAGCUUGUGGAUGCGAGUGGAGGAGGCGGGGGUGAGCGUUAUGAGUCUGAAUCCUCCAUGGGAGACUCUCUGAUGUCUGAUGAGUCAUCGUCGUGCUCAUCAUCAGAAUUGGCAGAGGAUGCAUCUUCCUCAACAUUGUGUUCUUCUUCCUCCUCCUCCUCAUCAUCGACCUCUUUGUCAAAUUGCCGUGGGCCUUUGUAUGAACUAUCUGAGCUCAUGACCCAACUACCCAUAAAGAGAGGGCUUUCCAAGUUUUACCAAGGGAAGUCCCAGUCAUUCACAUCCCUAGCCAGAGUCCAGAGCAUAGAAGACCUUGUGAAGAAAGAGAACCCUUACAGGAAAAGGUUGAAAACGUGCGAGAGCUUUGCAGGAGCGUUGGACAAACAUAGCCAGAAGUCAUACAGCCCAAGGCCUACCAUAUCGAAGAAGAGUUCGAUUUCGAAGGGUUCAUUUUUAUCGUCUUCUUCACUGAGCAAGAUAGGUCCUUCAGUGGCUAGUCUUGCCACGAAUCCUAGCCCUGUGGUCAAGACCUUCCAUGGUUGAAAAACACUCCUGCCAGGGACAGAAUCCUAGAACUUGUUAGGAAACAAAUGUAAAGUUUGUUCUGUUUUUUUGUUGACAGAUUCAUUGACUGCUCUGUGAAGAGAUUUUA